Phytomonas sp. EM1 is the source of this 1325-nucleotide messenger RNA. The record is from the annotation of a GenBank genome assembly. NCBI's taxonomy places the organism in Eukaryota, Euglenozoa, Kinetoplastea, Trypanosomatida, Trypanosomatidae.
AUGAUACUUCAGCCAUCAACGAUAUAUGGAAGCAUUAUUAUGAAGUUUUUAGGCUUCCUUCUAUAUUUCGCUGCUUCUAGACUAAAGCCUCCCAAAGGGUCUGAAGAAGAAAAGAAAUUAGGGACUGGUUGGAUCAGAAUUUCUGCUAAUAGGAAUUAUAUAAAGAGGAAAAUUAAGUUCGACAUAAAAAACGAGAGCUACAUUACUUGGCUACAACAAUACAGUGAGAAAUUGAACGAAUGCUUUAACAAGGUACGAUAUAUUGUAUUCAAUUGAAAGGUGUAUGGUUCAAUUCAUUGAACUACAUAAUAUCUAUCUACAUAUAUCCUAACAAUUCAGUUAUUUAUUGAUACCUCAUUCGGAUAAGUUCUCAGUUCUCAGCAUAAUUCUGAUUCUUCAUCAUUACUCUUGCUUCGCUGAGACUUUGGUUAAUCUUCUACCAUCUCAUGAAGUUGGUUAGAAGUAUAUGUUAAGAUGCAAACGAAGAGGUGAAAAAAUUGAUACGCUUUUAUUUUGAAUUAAUAGGUCGUGGGGAAGUAAAAAAAAAAAAUUGAUUUGUAAACAUGUUAGCUUACCAAGGGGAUUUCCUACGUGAUCAAUUUUUAUAUAGGUUUAUAUAGUUUUUCUAGGGUAAAAAUAAGAUGUUCGAAUGCCGAAGAAUUUUUACUAUUAUAAAGUUUUCUGAAAAGUGACAUUUUGAACUGUCACAUGCUCACAUACUUAUUUUUGUCUUAGUUUAACUCCAUUGUAGAUCACCUAAAUUUCUUCGUUCUUUAUCUUGGCUACUAGCCUGUUUCUCUUCCUUUUAGUAAGGGGAUAUAUUUUUCAGGCUUUAAGUCUGCACUCAUUUUUUUUCUACCAUGCAUUUGUAUGGGCUAUAAUAUUUUCUACUUUGUCGUAUUAUAAUGUAUAGGGGGAUUUCCACUUGUUUCUGACAGUAAUAGCCAAAACUGUCGUUUUUGAAGGCAUUAUAGGGGGAACCUAAUAUGGCUGUGAUGGGUGUAGCGAUCAGCGGUUUUGACAGACUGAAUGGAUGUGCUGGUUUGUUUCAGUGAAUUUGUAUUGCUUGCUGUGCUAUGAAGUAUGGCCUGGCGAGGAUCCCACACACGGAAACUCAUAAACAUCAAUAAAAAUGCGAGGAGGCACGAGUUAUGAUCUUUAUGACUGUCAAUCGAGGGAUGUAUUGUCGAAAAUGCAGGAGUACUCAAUUUUCAUGCUUGUCACAGAGAUUAUGUAAAACAGACGCUCUUACGAUUUUGAUAUACUUUUUUACAUUCAGUUAAAGCAUAAAAGUGAAUUGAUUCUCAAAUGAUGGGAUGAAGGAA